AGAGAGUGCUGUUUCAGAGCACCACCCACUACAGAAAUGGCGGAGGGGGAAUUGGACGUCGACUCGCUGAUCGCCCGACUAUUAGAGGUGCGGGGAUGUCGCCCAGGGAAGAUCGUGCAGAUGUCAGAGGCUGAGGUGAGAGGCCUCUGCAUCAAGUCCAGAGAGAUCUUCCUCAGCCAGCCCAUCCUGUUGGAAUUGGAGGCUCCCCUCAAAAUCUGUGGUGACAUCCACGGCCAGUACACAGACCUGCUGCGGCUCUUUGAGUACGGGGGCUUCCCGCCCGAGGCUAACUACCUGUUCCUGGGGGACUACGUGGACCGAGGCAAGCAGUCCCUGGAGACCAUCUGUCUACUGCUGGCUUACAAGAUCAAAUACCCCGAGAACUUCUUCCUCCUCAGAGGCAACCACGAGUGUGCUUCCAUAAACCGCAUCUAUGGCUUCUAUGAUGAGUGUAAGCGCAGAUUCAACAUAAAGCUGUGGAAGACAUUUACUGACUGCUUCAACUGCCUUCCCAUCGCUGCCAUCGUAGAUGAGAAGAUCUUCUGUUGCCAUGGAGGCCUCUCUCCAGACCUGCAGUCUAUGGAGCAGAUCCGUCGUAUCAUGAGACCCACAGACGUCCCUGACACCGGGCUGCUGUGCGAUUUGCUGUGGUCGGACCCAGACAAAGAUGUUCAGGGUUGGGGGGAGAACGACCGCGGGGUCUCGUUCACGUUUGGGGCCGAUGUGGUCAGCAAGUUCCUCAACCGCCACGAUCUGGACCUCAUCUGCAGAGCCCACCAGGUGGUGGAGGACGGCUACGAGUUCUUUGCCAAGCGGCAGCUGGUGACUCUGUUCUCAGCUCCUAACUACUGUGGAGAGUUUGACAACGCCGGCGGUAUGAUGAGUGUUGACGAGACCCUGAUGUGCUCCUUUCAGAUCCUGAAGCCGUCUGAGAAGAAGGCCAAGUACCAGUACGGAGGGAUGAACUCCGGCCGCCCCAUCACCCCGCCCCGCACCGUGGUCCCACCAAAGAAACGGUGAACAAGGAAGAGCGAGAGAGAGAGAGCAGAAGGGAGGGAGAUGGAGGGAUGUCGUGGAUGAGUGACGGUCCCUCAUCAGUUUUUCACAAUGGAGAAACACUUGGCAGAAAUAAAUAAACGUAGAUAAAACGCAAAGCAAAGUUUUUGAUUUGAUGACCCCCUGCGCCCCACCUCCGUUGUGUCUUUUGUUGUCAUUUCCCUCUCUGAACUGUUGUGUCACGCACCGCUCCCCCUGUGUCACCAACCACACCCAUUUAAAAAAAAGUUGAGUUUAGGAAACAAUGACAACACAAGGUGGUCAUUCUGUUUGCAUAUCGGAGUGUUUUUCUUCGUUCUUUUGUUCGUGCUUUUUGGCUUAUGACAGAAUGACGACUACUAGCCCCAGUUGACCAUUUCACCCCACCCCACCUGUCAAGUAAGAACAGGUGUUAAUGACAAUUACUGGGUUUUCAAUAAAUAAAAUGGGGUAACCUUUUU
This is a messenger RNA of Salmo salar (Atlantic salmon), 1496 nucleotides long. RefSeq names its product protein phosphatase 1, catalytic subunit (gene ppp1cb). The record is from RefSeq and is marked provisional. Gene Ontology annotation, biological process: circadian regulation of gene expression; regulation of circadian rhythm. Gene Ontology annotation, molecular function: protein serine/threonine phosphatase activity. Gene Ontology annotation, cellular component: cytoplasm; nucleus. NCBI's taxonomy places the organism in Eukaryota, Metazoa, Chordata, Actinopteri, Salmoniformes, Salmonidae.